Molecule: messenger RNA, 3779 nt
Organism: Balaenoptera acutorostrata (minke whale)
Lineage: Eukaryota; Metazoa; Chordata; Mammalia; Artiodactyla; Balaenopteridae
Product: contactin-associated protein like 5-4-like
Exons: 8
Coding region: 286-1044 (252 amino acids)
Source: RefSeq, a predicted model, not a curated record
UGGGGCAGUUGGUUCGGCUCCGGAGGACAGGAGCGCAUGCGCGAGCGCGGAGGUUGGGGCCCCAACGGCCGUCCGGCGGGGGUGGGGCCUGUCAUGGCGGCCUCGAGAGUCAAUUCCAGGAACCCUGAGGAUGAACUGACCCUUUUAUUCACUAUUCCACAUCGAGCUGCAAACCCAUCAGAUGGAACCAUGUGAUCAUUGUGGCCAGCAGCUGACCCCACAGCCACCUUGUGCCUCCCUUGGACCCACCCAGGAAUUUCUGAGCCUUCUUUAUGAAUCCUGGCUAUGGAAGAAAGAGGACCAUAUAUUGGACUCCAAUUCAGAGCAUCUACAACCCUCUGGAGAACCUUGCCCUGGGACAAGCAGAGGUAUUGUCACAUAGCCAGCCCUGUAACUGAGUCUUCAGAAGGCCAUUCCACCAUUCUAUCAAGCCUGCUGCUUCAGUGUGUCACAUUGAUUGAUUUGUGGAUAUUGAACAAUCCUUGCAUCCCUAGAAUAAAUCCCAGUUGCUCAGAUAGCUGUGAAGCUCCUCUGGCGUCUGCCCUGCCCCGGGCUUCCUUCAGCAGCUCCUCAGAGCGGUCCAGCAGCCACGGCCCUGGCUUUGCAAGCCUUAAUCGCAGAGACGGAGCUGGUGGCUGGUCUCCCCUUGUGUCAAAUAAAUACCAGUGGCUGCAGAUUGACCUUGGAGAAAGAAUGGAGGUCACAGCUGUGGCCACCCAGGGAGGAUACGGGAGCUCCGACUGGGUGACCAGCUACCUCCUGAUGUUCAACGAUGGCGGAAGGAACUGGAAGCAAUAUCGACGAGAGGAAAGCAUCUGGUAUGCAUGCUAUGCUAUUGGUAAGGAUGCGCAGGCCAUGAAAGCCGUAGUUGGAGAAGAAGCCCUUACCUCAGAUGAUGUGCUUUAUUUGGAAUUUCUGCAGAAGUUUGAGAGGAACUUCAUUGCUCAGGGUCCUUACGAAAACCGCACUGUCUAUGAGACUUUGGACAUUGGCUGGCAACUGCUCCGAAUCUUCCCCAAAGAAAUGCUGAAGAGAAUCCCUUAGAGCACCUUGAGCGAAUUCUACCCUCGAGACUCUGCAAAGCAUUAGCUGCUACUUAUCGCUGGCUCGAUGCUCUUGUGAAAUACUGGUUCUGUUUUCUUUAUUCCUUUUGCACUCCCCCAUCCCCACCUUUGUGUUGGAGUUUACUGUGUCACCCUGUAAUUAAAAACAAAGAAUAGGUAACAUAUUGUGCCAGUGUUGCAAUGUUUUAAACUGCUAACAGACUUUAAAAUAUCCCCUGUUCCGAAAACCUGGAACUGCAGUGCUUUGUUUAAAGUAGCUGAGGGUUGGAGGUGAAGUUUUCUUACUGAUGUGUGUAUUCGUACGUAGUGGUGUAGUUAGCUGCCUAGUGUCCUCAUUAUUUGGGUCUCUCAGACCUUCCCUGUCCACCCCCUCCAGAGUAUCACUAUCUGAAGUUACAAUGCUUUGAUCUCCAAACUAGGGACAAGAUAGGGUCUGAAAGACGCUUCCUCUCCGAGCCCAGACGCUUUCCUGAGCGCUUGUUUUUAGAUUUUGGUGUGCCUCUGGGUCUGCUCUAAGCAGAUGACUUUUCCUGUCCACCUGCUGUUUCCUAUUGAAUGAAUAGGUUAGAAAAGGAGUUUCCUUUUCCUCUUUGGUGCGGAUCAGUUUCAACUCCUGUGUCUUACUGUUCUCCCUCCCUCUGAGUAACACAGAAUCAUGCAGCUUUUGCCCAACUGGCAUUGAUCUGAUAGUAGUGAGAUGCCCUGUCUUGAUGAUCCCUUACUGGGUUUCCAUGCAGAGGAAUCAUAAUGAAAAUAAUUAAUAGAAUUGUUGGUUGGCAAGAGUUGGGAUACAAUUUUUGAAGAAAGAAAAAACCUAUAUCGGUUCUACAUUCGGACAUGCUAACAGUGGUUUUAAGUUUCUAAAGUGUUGACCGGAUGCUAAAGGCAAGGUGGGGAAGAGAAAGCUCUUCUGUGUAUGGAAUCUUUUAUAUAUAUAUAUAAUCUAUGGAUAUUUUAAACUCUGUUAGAUAGCAGCCUUUGGAAAAUCCCCUAUUUGGUCCUGCUUUCUGACCUAUCUGCCUUUUCAGGGUAAUCUUGUGGCACAAGUGAUAGCAUUUAAAAGCUUUAGUCUUUUAAUUCCUCCUCCUUCCUGCUGCGAGCCCUGAGCUGUCUUCUGUGCAGUUCUGACAUGUCUACUGUUUGGUCUCUCUGUGUUCUUUGUUACUUGGGUGCAGUAGCAACUUCUCUGUGCAUUCCAUCUUUCUUUCAAGUUGUGUAAAGUUCUUCACUUUUUUUCUCUGAGGGUAUAGGGAGUGGGGGGAGUCAGCAUGAUUAUAUUUUAAUGUAGAAAAUGUGACCUGGAUAUAAAAUGAAAAUAAAUAUUAAAUUAAAUGGAAGUUACCUAAAGUGACUCAAGCAAUAGCAACAAGCAAAUAUAUAAUAAUGCACCUCUCUUUGAGUGACAGUUUUGAACAUCAUAACCAGUAUUGUGAACCAGCCCCUUGAUUCACAAUAUUAUGAACCAUGUCCCCUUUACAGGGACAUGGCCCAUGUUCUGUACCCUCUGCCUUUUAGGCUGCCCUUUCAAGCUCUUUUCAGUAAUACCUCUUCCAACAUAUUGUUGUUUGAUCCAAGGUUGAGAGUUGCUAGGGUGUGGGGUUGUUUGUUUGUUUAUUUGUUUGUUUUGCAGAUCGUUAGUGGCUGUAAGUUCUCUGAAACUUGAAGUUUUGAUUCAGGGUCCACUUAGCAUUUUCGAGAGUUACUAAGGUGUUUUAUAGCAUUCUUUGUUUCAGACAUUCUCAGGACCUCUAGAGCCUGUCUGCCAUGAAUGAAAGAGGGUAAUAAAUAGAAAAUGAAAUACAUACUGAAGCAAGCCAAAACUUGCUUCAAAUAAAAUCUGAACUAGAUGGUCCAGUAUAUAAAGGAAACAUACUGGUUAAAGCACAGGGAUGUGGCAUCACGGUGGCCUCCCAUUUCUUUCCCCUCUUCAACUCAGAGUGACAUUUAGGAGAUGGAGAGGAAGAGGCUCAGUCAUAGCAAGAGUAGGUAGACCUGUGUUCUGAUUCUGCUGCUGCCACUAACUGUAUGGUCUUGCUUAGUCAUUUAAGAGAUUUGUGUUCCUUUUCGGGUUAUUAUAAGGACUAGAGAUUUUGCUUUUUAUAUCGCUUUUUAACUUAUGUAAAAAAAAACAGUUUGUUGUAUUGGCAUGUGUCUAUUUCUGUAUUCUCUAUCCUAUUCAUUGAACUAUGUAUCUAUCCUUCCACCAAUACCACACUGUCUUACUUAUAGCUUUACAGUAGGUCUUAAUAUCCUCUAACUAUAUUCUGCUUUCUCAAAAUUGUUUUACUUAUUCUGGUUCCUUUGCCUUUACCUUUUGUUCAUACAUUUUAUUUUUUUUUUAUUUUUUAUUUUUUUAAACAUCUUUAUUGAAGUAUAAUUGCCUUACAAUGGUGUGUUAGCUUCUGCUUUAUAACAAAGUGAAUCAGUUAUACAUAUACAGUAUGUUCCCAUUUCUCUUCCCUCUUGCAUCUUCCUCCCUCCCACCCUCCCCAUCCCACCCCUCUAGGUGGUCACAAAGCACCGAGCUGAUCUACCUGUGCUAUGCGGCUGCUUCCCACUAGUUAUCUAUUUUACAUUUGGUAGUGUAUAUAUGUCCAUGACACUCUCUUACCCUGUCACAUCUCACCCCACCCCCUCCUCAUAUCCUCAAGUCCAUUCUCUAGUAGGUCUGUGUCUUUAUUCCCGUCUUGCCACUAGGUUCUUCAUUGCCUUUUU